UUUUUAAAAACAUCCAAUUGUGAUACUCAGAUUCAUCCAAAUUAUUCAUUUCCUUUUUUUUUUUCUUAUAAAUGUUUUUAUAUAAAUAACAAAAUGCUGCUUAGCCCAAUAGCAAGGAGAGAGAGAGAAAGAGAGAGAGUAGUUUUUUGUGGUCUGAAUCGAGCUGAUUUGAAUUAUUAAGACUGUUGGUGUUUCUGUUCAUUUCGGUAACAGAAUUAACAACACCAAACAAACCCUAGAUUAUUAUUCCUUUUACAAAAUAUUUUGUUGUUAUAUUUUUGAUUUUGAGCUUGAACCCCCCCAAAAGAGAAGCUGUCUUUGUGUUUCGGAUUCGUCGAGGGAAAAGGUUUUAUAACAUUAGGGUUUGAAUUUAUAUAUAUAGAGAGAGAUGGGAAGUAGAAAGGAAGAAGAACGAAAUGAGAAGAUAAUAAGAGGACUAAUGAAGUUGCCUCCUAAUCGUCGCUGCAUCAACUGCAAUAGCUUGUUUGUGCAGGGUCCACAGUUUGUUUGCACUAAUUUCUGGACUUUCGUUUGUAUGACUUGUAGUGGGAUACAUCGUGAGUUCACUCAUCGUGUAAAGUCAGUUUCUAUGUCUAAGUUCACGUCUCAAGAUGUUGAAGCACUUCAAAAUGGCGGUAACCAGCGUGCAAGGGAAAUAUAUUUGAAGGAUUGGGACCAACAAAGGCAAAGGUUACCUGAUAACAGCAAUGUUGAUAAAAUACGAGAGUUUAUAAAGAGCAUAUAUGUUGAUAAGAAAUAUGCUGGUGGAAAGACCCACGAUAAGCCUCCAAGGGAUUUGCAGAGGAUGAGAAGCCACGAAGAUGAGACAAGGCGUGCCAGCUCUUAUCAUUCUUAUUCUCAAAGUCCUCCUUAUGACUAUCAGUACGAAGAUCGACGUUAUGGAAAACAAGCUGGCGUUCUCACUCGCAAACCUGGUUCAGAUCGAGGCCUCUACGUCGGGAAGAUGUCUAGUUUUAUUUGCAGUCCUACUCGUUUAAGUGAUAGAAUGUUUGAGGAUAGGUUUGCAAAUGAGGGUUCUGUUUCUGGAGUUUCAGAUUAUUCUGUGUCUAGUGGGGGAGAGCUGGUUACUACAGAGUCUCCAAACUAUAGUAGUCCACCUAUUCAGACUCCUAAAAAUAUUUUGGGUGAAGAUGUACAGCAACGAAGAAUAGAUCUAUUUUCAGAAGCAAAUUUUAAGAGAGGUGCAGAAGGGAUUCCACAUUCACAGAGAAGUGCAUCUCUAGGAAGCAUUGGAUCAUUUGAUAGCAAUUCUGUUUCCGUCAAGUCAUUUAAUUCUAGUAGUUUAGCAGAUAUUGUCUCAGAGCCUGAGCAAGCAACUGGGACUCACCAGGAUAAAAUGCCUACUUUUCAACAGAUGGCUGGUUCUGGGAGUUAUGAUAGUUUGGAUCAUUUUAAGGCACCUGUUGUUCCAAAAGCAGAUGCUUCUGUAGGUUCACCUAUUGAUUUGUUUCAACUGUCAGCCACAUCACCAGCACCACCUGUAAAUUUGUUUGAGAUUUCACCAUUAGAUCCAGUUCCAGCUAUGAAUUCAUAUCAAACUCCCCAAACUUCUCUGCCCUCAUCUAUUGACCUCUUUGGUGGGAUUACUCAACAGCAGUCAAUUAAUAGUGUGGAUCAAAAUUCACCGGAGUUGUCAAUCCCCAAAAAUGAAGGAUGGGCUACUUUUGAUAUUCAGCCCACAACAUCCACACAAGGGAAUGGAAAUCUUACACCUUUUGUCAUAUCCGCAAGCAUGUAUUCUUCAGCACAGUUUGACCAAGUUUCAUCCUCGGAUAAAAGCAUGCAGUGGCCACCAUUUCAGAACUCUAGUGUUGAAGAGUCAGCAUCAGGUUCUGCUCCAUGGACCAAUGGUUUGCAUAAUGUUGAAGUUCCUGAUAACACAAGUGCUCAGACAUGGAAUGCUUUUGAAGAUUCUGUUACGCACCUUUCCUUAGAGGGCACCACUCAAAGUAGCAUUCAACAAGUUGCAGCAAGUAUGCCUUCAACUGCUGACCAGAGUUCAGGCUUGAAGGCUUCAGAGGACCCUAGUAGAGACGGAAUUAAAAGAGUUGCUCCUUAUGGACAAGGAGAGCUGUCAGGUCUGGAUGGACAGUCAGACAUUCUCUUGGAGCCGUCCUAUACUCCUGCGAAUCCUAUUAUGGAACCAGCUCAGUCACAUGCAAACAAUCAUAAGUCAAACAACCCAUUUGAUCUUCCAUAUGAUUCUGAACUAGAGCCAGGGAAUAUGUUCUUGGACAUGAGUUCUUUACAAGCUGCACUGCCUGAUGCCCACUUGCAGUCUGCCUUCCUUGGUAGUGGCAUGACUGAACCAUGGUUUCCUCAAGAUCCAGUAACAACUUAUGUCCCAGCUGCACCACAAGGCGGCUUGGCAUAUAUGGGAGGACAAGCACCAAACCCGAAUGUCCAAACACAAGGACCUGUUGCUUUUGUUGGAGGGAAUCCAUUUGCUUAACGUUCAGCCACAAAAUUAUUGCUUUAUCAUUUUGUGUUCAUUGUAGAAGGUUUCAGAUUAAAUGUAGUCAGUUGGUCAGUACACCUAAGCCAUGCUUAUUAUUUUUAGUUCUUUUUGUUAUCAUUUCUGUUUGUAUUCUUUGUGAAAUAAAACCAUGCCACGUCUCAUUGGCAGCUAGUUUACAAGGCUGCAAAAUUGGCAGUGCAAUGUUUCAUUUUCAGGCCUUUACACUA
Molecule: messenger RNA, 2706 nt
Organism: Ricinus communis (castor bean)
Lineage: Eukaryota; Viridiplantae; Streptophyta; Magnoliopsida; Malpighiales; Euphorbiaceae
Product: probable ADP-ribosylation factor GTPase-activating protein AGD14
Exons: 13
Coding region: 389-2473 (694 amino acids)
Molecular function (GO): GTPase activator activity
Source: RefSeq, a predicted model, not a curated record